ACACCAAAUGAGUGGAUAUAAAGUGAGGAACAGUCUCCCAAUCUAUUACCUCACGCGAACGAAGGGGUUAGAUUGCCUAACAGUAGCUAAAGACAGGUGCACAGUUCAUCAUAGGUGCUGAAGUUGGAUACUGCUCAUUAAAGGAUCGAAACUUUUAUAUUUCAAAGAAAUUGCUGAAAUCCUUAUUGGUAUUUUCUAAUUAAAAUCAUUAGAUCUUAGAUUUUGGGAGGAGAAAAAGUGUUAUUUUUCUUUGCCUGUGUCUGUCUGUCUGUCUGUCUGUCUGUUCAGUGGCUGAGCCGAUGUGCCGCAGCUGUCGCUGACGGGCUGUCUGGCGGGUGUUACGUAAGAUAGGCACCACGGGUGGCAGGAGGAAAGGCUCCCCUUGUAUUGCGAGGCGCCAAAAUUAGGAACCAAAGGAAGAGUUUUGAUCAGUUUUCCUCGUAUGGGCCACGCUCACCCUCGGCCCAUACACGCCGGCCACAAGGAAGCGUGCGUCCCGGCAAGGCCUAUCGCGUUAUGGGACAGCGGAGGUGGUGCUGGGCGACAGCCUCACGCACCUUCAGGCUAGCCGUGCUACUGGGGGGCGCUGCUUCCUUACUACUGAUGCCGCUGCUGCUGACAACGUCACAAUGGCGCCGUGCCUGUGACGGCGCGGUGCGGCGCAGCGACACGGACGUGCCCUCAGCGUUGCUGUGGACGAUGAUGCGCUCCGGCUCGCGCCUGACGCAGAAGCUACUUGACGCUGAGUCGUGCUCCUUCGUUACGGAGGAGCCGCUGCGGAGCCUCCUUCCCGAGGGUCUCAAUGCCUCCCUCAGCAUCCUUCAGGACCUGCUGUCCUGCAGGAUGGUGGAGCGCCCAGACCUUACGUCGCAUUUCAUCAACGGCUCCCACCCGGUGGAUCACCGUGUGCGCACGUCGUGCAGCGACUACCCGAAACUGUGUUGGGACGGUGUGCUGGCGGAGGCCGUGUGCCGGGUGUCCUGCUUCAGGCUGGUACGGGUGGUGGCCCAGGGCCUCUCCGUGGCCAAUGUCCUUCUGCAGGACUACGGCUCCAACGCCCACGUCGUCCACCUGGUAAGGGACCCCCGGGCCAUGUUCUCCUCCAGGCAGGACCUUGUAAACAGCCGGUACAUAAUGUUCGCACAUGGCAAGAAGGAAGAGUUUAUGCACGCGGUGGAUAUGAGGCUGCCCAUCCUGUGCCAGCGUUACCGCGACGACCUGGUCAUGGCCACGCACCUGGCCCUCAACAGCCCCGACAGAUACACGCUGCUGCGGUACGAGGACCUCGUGCACCGCCCCCACGAGGAGGUGCGCCGCCUAUACGCCUUUCUGGGCCUGCCGUACACGGCCCGGGUGGACACCAUAGUCGGCGAACACAUGCUGGGGGUGUACUCCUCGGAGUCGGAGGAACACCCGUUCUCCACCAAGAAGAAAGCGAGCGGCGUCGUGUUCGCGUGGCGGCGCCGCUUGCCCUUCAGUGAGGUGGACAGGAUCCAGCAGGAGUGCGGCGACGUGCUGCGCGCCUACGGCUACAGGCACUUCACGCGGCGGCAGUACGAGGAGGGGCAGGACUCGCCCCUGCUGCCCCUGCCCCCGCCCUGGGCCGCCAGCGGGCACGGCCAUGGCGGCGGCGACGGCUAGGAUAGAACGAGAAAGUGAGUUAAAACUGGAUUACGGGUAUGCAGGUGUGUACAAACCUAAAUAAACAAACCUUACAGAUGU
Eriocheir sinensis (Chinese mitten crab) is the source of this 1722-nucleotide messenger RNA. Its product is annotated as carbohydrate sulfotransferase 4-like. Gene Ontology annotation, molecular function: N-acetylglucosamine 6-O-sulfotransferase activity. Gene Ontology annotation, biological process: N-acetylglucosamine metabolic process; sulfur compound metabolic process. The transcript is spliced from 2 exons. The coding region runs from base 517 to 1641 and encodes 374 amino acids. Lineage: Eukaryota; Metazoa; Arthropoda; Malacostraca; Decapoda; Varunidae. The record is from RefSeq and is a predicted model, not a curated record.